CUGACGCUGUGUGACAAUGGGAGUCAUCGAGUUAAGCAACAUCUGUGCCGAGUAAACACAAUAACACGCUCGCCAAAGUGACUCUACACGGGCGGGAAAGCAGCUUUUGCGAGUAACAAGAAGGAGGAAGGCUGCUGUUGAACAAAGGAUUGGCUUCGAUGGGAGCUUUCAGCCGCCAGAAGUUUUUCCAGGAGCUCGCUCAUGGCUGCCUGUUGCCGACAGCCCAGCAGGGCCUGGAGCAGGUGUGGCAGCUGCUGCUUAUCUGCCUGCUGUGUCGCCUUCUCUGGAUGUUCGGCCUCCCCUCUAUUGUAAAGCACCUCGCCAUGGUGGUGGGAGGUUUCUAUGUCCUUUAUCUGUUUUUCGAGCUGCACAUGAUCUGGGUGGUCCUCCUCAGCCUCCUCUGCUACCUCUUCCUCUUCCUGUGUCGCCACUCGACCAUGCGAGGCACAUUUCUUUCCAUCACUGUGCUCAUUUACUUGCUGCUGGGAGAACUACACAUGAUGGACACCACCAACUGGCACAAGAUGAGAGGUUCACAGAUGGUGGUGGCCAUGAAAGCCAUCUCUCUGGCCUUCGAUCUGGAUAGAGGUGUCGUGGACAGUGUACCCUCACCCAUUGAAUUCAUGGGUUACAUUUACUUUGUUGGAACAGUCAUCUUCGGCCCGUGGAUCAGCUUCAAUUGCUACAAAGAGGCUUUAGACGGGCGUAGGAUUAGCUUUUCAUGGUUAUUUAAAGUGUCUUUUAGCUGGCUUAAAAGUCAGAUCUGCCUCGUUCUUUCCAAUUGUGUGGCUCCUUACCUCUUCCCUUAUUUCAUCCCUGUCUAUGGAGAAAAACUACUGAGAAGCAAAAAAAGGAGAAAAAUCAGAGAUACCAUAGCAAAGUGGUUACUGGCGUAUGAAAACACAAUGUCUUUCCACUUCAGCAACUAUUUUGUUGCUUACCUGAGCGAGACCACAGCCACACUAGCUGGGGUGGGUUUCACUGAAGAGAAAGAAAACCUCAAAUGGGAUCUGGCAGUGUCAAAGCCACUGAACGUUGAGUUUCCCCGCUCAAUGGUAGAAGUGGUCACUUCAUGGAAUCUGCCCAUGUCACGCUUUCUGCACACAUAUGUGUUUCAGAGUGCUGUCAAAUUUGGGACUUUCUCUGCCAUCAUGGUGACAUAUGCUGCCAGCGCCCUUCUGCACGGUCUGAGUUUUCAUCUCGGUGCUGUGCUGAUGUCCCUGGGCUUUAUCACCUACAUUGAGCACGUGCUGCGGAAGAGACUAGCAGACAUUUUUAAUGCCUGUAUCCUGUCCAAGAAAUGUCAGCCAAACUGCAGCCACCGGAACAAAAAGGUGCUAUGGGUGCACAUAAUCAACAUAGCAUUCAGCGCUCUGGCAAUACUACAUCUGACAUACCUGGGUUCAGUGUUUAAUUCCAGUGUUGACUACAUGGAGGAGGAUGAGGAUGACAUAACCCACCAUACCAUUCAGAAGUGGUCCGAUCUGAGCUGGACAAGCCACUGGGUCACAUUUGGAUGUUGGAUAAUGUACCGCCUCAUUCUUUAAAACUGAGAAAGAGCGAAAGAAGCAAUAAUGUGAUUUUUUUUUCUCCUCUGUGACUGUAAAGUACAUCAGGGUGGGGAGAACUAUAGUCAAUACGCAGAUUAGUGUCAUCCUGACCUGCUGGGGACUCCUUUUGAUAUACACGCCGCUCUCCUUCCUCUUUUCCUCUCGAUGGCAUCCUCUUUUUUCCAAUCUGAGACACUGCAGUCAUCAAGCUCUCAUGUUGUGACAGCCGUUUCUGAUGUCUCCCUGCGAGUCACAAUCAAUACCUAUCAGCAUGGUGGAAAUCUGCUCCUUCUUUCUGACGAUUGAGCCGUUAUCUCGCCUUCAGAGGCUACUGUGCCAUUUUCCUUCACCUCAAAUGUUUCAUAAUCUUCUAUUUGCCAUGUCUCAAUUAGGAGUCUGACAUUGUACAAUGUUCUUAUGUUCAGUGCUUCCUAAAUCACAAGUGUUUUCAGCAGCAGACUUGUGAGUUUACAUUAGGAUGAGAGCACAGAAUAUAUAUAGUCCAAUAUUUAUUGUGUAUCUGUAGAUUAUUUUCAUACUUUAUGAGUUAAAAUGGUUUUCCAAAGCCUAAAAUGACACCCUGAAAUGAAUUAUUACAUACAGUAGUAUUAAAGGCCUACUGAAAUGCAAUUUUCUUAUUUAAACGGGGAUAGCAGGUCCAUUCUAUGUGUCAUACUUGAUCAUUUCGCGAUAUUGCAAUAGUUUUGCUGAAAGGAUUUAGUAGAGAACAUCGACGAUAAAGUUCGCAACUUUUGGUCGCUGAUAAAAAAGCCUUGCCUGUACCGGAAGUAGCAGACGAGUGACGUGACGUCACAGGUUGUGGAGCUCCUCACAUCUGCACAUUGUUUACAAUCAUGGCCACCAGCAGCGAGAGUCAUUCGGACCGAGAAAGCGACAAUUUCCCCAUUAAUUUGAGCGAGGAUGAAAGAUUCGUGGAUGAGGAAAGUGAGAGUGAAGGACUAGAGGGCAGUGGGAGCGAUUCAGAUAGGGAAGAUGCUGUGAGAGGCGGGUGGGACCUGAUAUUCAGCUGGGAAUGACUAAAACAGUAAAUAAACACAAGACAUAUAUAUACUCUAUUAGCCACAACACAACCAGGCUUAUAUUUAAUAUGCCACAAAUUAAUACCACAUAACAAACACCUCCCCUGUCCCGUCCAUAUAACCCGCCAAUACAACUCAAACACCUGCACAACACACUCAAUCCCACAGCCCAAAGUACCGUUCACCUCCCCAAAGUCCCCAAAGUUACGUACGUGACAUGCACAUAGCGGCACGCACGUACGGGCAAGCGAUCAAAUGUUUGGAAGCCGCAGCUGCAUGCGUACUCACGGUACCGCGUCUGCGCAUCCAACUCAAAGUCCUCCUGGUAAGAGUCUCUGUUGUCCCAGUUCUCCACAGGCCAAUGGUAAAGCUCGACUGUCAUCUUCCGGGAAUGUAAACAAUGAAACACCGGCUGUGUUUGUUUUGCUGCAGUCGGCCGCAAUACAGCGCUUCCCACCUACAGCUUUCUUCUUUGCUGUCUCCAUUGUUCAUUGAACAAAUUGCAAAAGAUUCACCAGCACAGAUGUCCAGAAUACUGUGGAAUUUUGCGAUGAAAACAGACGACUUAAUAGCUGGCCACCAUGCUGUCCCAAAAUGUCCUCCACAAUCCGUGACGUCACGCGCUGACGUCAUCAUACGAGACGUUUUCAGCAGGAUAUUUCGCGCAAAAUUUAAAAUUGCACUUUAGUAAGCUAACCCGGUCGUAUUGGCAUGUGUUGCAAUGUUUAGAUUUCAUCAUUGAUAUAUAAAAUAUCAGACUGUGGUCGGUAGUAGUGGGUUUCAGUAGGCCUUUAAACCAAACGGUAAUACUGAUUUGUCUUUUUCAAAUGGAGUUAAAAGUUUGUAAUCUUCUUUUGUAAUUUUUACAUUUAGAAAGUCAAUCAGGAAAUGUAUGUAUCGUGGUGAAAUUUAGUAAUGUUUUUUUUAAAUACAUUUGGGCAUGUCCGACCGGUAGGAGGCCACGAGGAAGACCCAGGACACGUUGGGAAGACUAUGUCUCCCGGCUGGCCUGGGAACGCCUCGGGAUCCCCCGGGAGGAGCUGGACGAAGUGGCUGGGGAGAGGGAAGUCUGGGCUUCCUGCUUAGGCUGCUGCCCCCGCGACCCGACCUCGGAUAAGCGGAAGAAGAUGGAUGGAUGGAUGGAUUUCAAAUACAGUGGUACUUUGGAUUUUGUUAGUAAUCCGUUCCAAAGGGUUAGUUAGUUUUUCCUUUUUUAUCAAGUUUCUUUAGUCCCAUGGUGGGUUAUUUUGCAGUUGUACCCAAAAAAGCCCAGCGACUGCAGUUGUACUCAAAAAAGCACAGUGACUGAGAGUCACCUGAUCUUUUUCUGGCCAUUUGAUUCCACGGAAGGCUGUGCAGGCAAAAACUAGUUUAGUGAACAUUUUUAUCAAAAAACUAAUCAUAGAAAAAGUAGAGCAUAUGACAAACUGAGGUUUCACUGUACUCUUCAUAUUAAAAAACAUUUGAAUCAGGGUAUGGCACAUUAUUUUUAAACCCCCCGAUUUGAUUUAUAUGUAGUGCCGUCAAAUGAUUAAAAUAUUUGAAUCAGAUUAAUCACAAUUUUGAAUUUGGGUUAAUCAUGGUUAAUCACGUUAUCACUCGCUUGCAUAAUUUCAAAAAACUCUAAAAAUAUUUUAUUGUCAAAAUGUCAUACAGGAACAUUUUAAAGUGUUUUACUUGAAUGCACUUAAUUUAUUUGCUAAAAAUGUUGUAACAGUUGUAUCUAAAGUCCCGUCAGCGUUUAUUUCAGAGUGAAAUUUGCCAGCAAGAACACCAGUCAGUCUCCUCGCUCAUCUUUGCACCGACGUAUGCAUUGACAUGAUCACUGACCUUAUAUCAACCCUCAGCCUUUCCGGUAACCAUCUGCGGUUAUGGCAAAAAACAUGUACGGUCAAAAUAAAUUGUGCCAUUAAUCUGUGUAUCCACAUGAUUCAUGCGAUAUUUGUUGUGAUUAAUUUGUUAUUUUUGACAGACAUAUUUAUAUGUCAAAUUAGUUUUAAUAUACAGCCUGUCAUGUUGUGACUGUAUCCUGCAUAUACUGUAUGCUGUACUCUGCACUACAAGUGAUCACCUGAAGAAAUGAAAUGACCUGUUUUGUCAGACUAGGUUUAACAGUCUCUGUAUUUGUGACGUCAAAAGGAUUUGCAUCCUGACGAGCUUGCAAAGUGUUAGAUCAGAGCCUGAGUGUUCAGUCUCUGUACAACGAAACCCUAUUAAAGUAUUUUCAGUAUGAAUAUUGUUCCUGUAAAUGUGAAUUCACUGACACACCUGUGAUCAUUGUUUUAUAAAAAUUUUACAUGAACCCUGGUUUAUUGUGUUCUUUUAAGUAUAUACAUUUAUACAGCUGUUAGAAAGCACUGUCAGCAUGAAAUAGUAGUGACACACACACACACACUGGACUGAUGUAAGAAAGAGUUUAUUUGAAUAUUUGUAUUAUUUACAAGGAAAAUGUAAGGAUUGUUAAACAGUCAAUUAAAUUGGGAUAGAAUGACAC
This is a messenger RNA of Nerophis lumbriciformis (worm pipefish), 5084 nucleotides long. Its product is annotated as protein-serine O-palmitoleoyltransferase porcupine-like. NCBI's taxonomy places the organism in Eukaryota, Metazoa, Chordata, Actinopteri, Syngnathiformes, Syngnathidae. Gene Ontology annotation, molecular function: Wnt-protein binding; palmitoleoyltransferase activity. Gene Ontology annotation, biological process: protein palmitoylation; Wnt protein secretion; lipid modification. The record is from RefSeq and is a predicted model, not a curated record. Gene Ontology annotation, cellular component: membrane; endoplasmic reticulum.